Chenopodium quinoa (quinoa) is the source of this 1896-nucleotide messenger RNA. RefSeq lists its product as uncharacterized. Lineage: Eukaryota; Viridiplantae; Streptophyta; Magnoliopsida; Caryophyllales; Amaranthaceae. The coding region runs from base 912 to 1574 and encodes 220 amino acids. The transcript is spliced from 2 exons. The record is from RefSeq and is a predicted model, not a curated record.
AUUUAUUUUUUUUAGUUUUUGUUUGUGGGAAAUUUGAAUUUUGCUGCAUAGACUAUUUAGUUUGCACUGCUAAUUGACAUGGUCAUCAAUGGUAGUGUUAGACAAUAAAUACCGUAUGUAUAUUUUGAGUAUAAUGUAUUUAUGUACGAUAGGUUAUUUGGUAACCUAUAUAUAUGUGUAUAGUAGGCUUGUUGCCGUUUAAUGAGAAUUAUACAAUUCUACAUGGUAUCAGGACAAAACCCUAGCCCACUCUUCUCUACGAUCCUCUCCGUUCUCCCUCUCCGGUGACUGCUCCGGCACGGGUUUUCUUUUCUUCUCCGGUUUGCUUUCCCUUCUUAUUUGCUCUCUGUUCUCUGGUUGUUUGCUUCCUCAUGACAACUGAUCCGUCUUCCAAAUCUUCUGUGGUCUCUCCCUUUCAUCCGGCAUUGGGUGUCACGAAUAUCCGAAACCUUGUUCCCUUGGUUUUGGACGGUGAAUCAGUGCAGUAUACUCCGUGGGCUACACUCUUCCGCAACACCGCUAAGGUUUAUCAAGUCCUUGAUCAUAUCGAUUCUUCGGUCUCGAAACCGCGUGACAUAGAUGAUGAAUUAUGGGAUCGUCUGGAUGCAGCAGUUCUCCAAUGGUUAUAUGGUACGAUUUCUACUGACCUAUUGUACCGGAUACUUGAUGAGAAAUCUACGACAAUGGUGGCUUGGCACAAAUUGAAGGCUCUUUUUCAGGACAAUGAAGGCACUAGAAUUGUUCAUCUUGAGAAUCAAUUUAGGACCAUCACAUUGACGAAUUCCACUUCUCUUGCUCAAUAUUGUUAGCGGCUCAAGGAAAUCUCCGACCAAUUGGCUGCUCUUGGUCAUCCAAUUUCUGAAGAACGCCUGGUUCUUCAACUCGCCGGGAAACUUACCCCGGAAUAUGCUAUGGUUGCUACACUUAUUCAACAAGGUAAUCCACUGCCUUCGUUUACAAAAGCUUGCUCUAUGUUAGAACUUGAUAGGGUUAGCCGUGAGAAGCAAUCUCAGGAUAAUACUUCUAUUUUGUUGGCUGCUUCGGACACCCCUGGUUUCUCUGCUCCCUCUACCGGUGGUCCUAGGCCGCUGAAUUAUGGUAGGCAGUCCAAAGGCAAGAAGAAUAAGGGUGCGAAGGCUGGGGGUUCCCGUAUGUCACAACCUCCGUCUGGUGGGGGUUCCCGUAUGUCGCAACCUCCGCUUGGUUGGUUUCCUUGGCCAGGUCCUUGGGGUGGGUUUUAUCCCCCUUGUCCUUACCCUUCGCAGGCUGCCCCGUGGCGUGGCUCUUUCCCACAACAUCAGCCUUCGCUGCCCCAGCAUCGUCCCUCACAGCAAGGUCUGCUGGGCCCUGCUCCUAAACAUCAACAGGCUGCUUUGAUUGCCUCUGCUCCUUCACAUGACUCGGUGUCUUCUACCGCAGCUUAUGGUUUACAGUCUAGUUCUCUCCCUGAUUGGUUUAGUGCUAUGAGUCUUCAAGCUCCGGACCAAAAUUGGUUUAUGGGUACGGGUGCAACUUCGCAUCUCAUGAAUGAUACAGGACCUCCGGACGGGGAAAAUUAUGACGCGGUGCAAUAGUGUUGGUUCUCUUUAUCCUAUUUCUGCUGCAAACACAUCAUCUUCCUCUCCUUCCGUUUUUGCUGCAUUAUCUUCCGACGUCUGGCAUAACCGGUUGGGUCAUCCUGGAAACCAAGUUAUUGAUUUUCUUAGGAGUCAUAAUUUAAUUCGUUGUAAUAAAGGCUCUAGUCUUCAUAUCUGUACUGGUUGUCAAUUAGGCAAACAUUGUCGACUACCAUUUUCAGUUUCUACUACUAUGACUUAUGCUCCUUUUGACAUUAUUCACACUGAUUUGUUUACUUACCCGAUUAAUAGUCACACUGGUUUCCGAUAUUAUUUGUUA